AUGCCGCUCUCGUUCACGCGGAACGAUUUAGGCGACUCGAACUUUUCCGGGUGCGAAGUUGCCGACAUUAAAAACGGCGACAUAAAAACCGCGUUGGAGAAAGCGACGCGCAUCGGAUUCGAUUUCAUCGCGUGUUCGUUGGAUGGAGACGACGCGUUUUACCGCAGAAACCGAAGACGGAGGAGGAGGAGUGGAGAAGCGUCUCGUUCUUCUUCGGAAGAGGACGACGGUGAUUUUAUUCAAAGACCGUGUGAUUUUCAACUCACGGCGGAGAGUUGGUCGAGUCGAGUCGUCGCGGUGUCUGCGUUCGGAUGCCCCGGCGAUUAUUACGAGCAUUUCAAAGGCGGAAAGAAUAAGAAACACGGAACGUGCGAGACUAUGUGUCGCAAACUCGAGGAGGAUUUGAGUUACGCGUCGCAUUUGAAUUUACACGCGGUUAUUAUUCGGACGUAUAGGCCGAGGUUCGACGACGAUGUGAGAAGCGCUUUCGAGACGUUUGACGAAGCGGUGUCCUCGCGAGAGGAGAACGAUAUUGAAAAGGUACGAGGAGACAUGAAUAGUUUUCGAGAGCACGCUUUAAUGAAAUGCGCGAGAGUGGUGAACGCGCACUUUGAAGAUUCGAUGGUGAAUUCGACGAGAGUGUGGUUGGAAUUUGAUUCGGUCGAUGACGAUUCGUACGCGAUUUGGCAAAAGUUUCGAGCGGCGUGUCACGGACACGAAAAUUUAGGUAUUUGCAUACGAAACGCGGGGGUUUACGAGCCUGUGUUAGAGAAAUCAUCCGCGGCGAACCAUUUAAACGGUUUGGAUUUCGAAAGCGCAAGACGUGAUAAGGAACGGGACGUGGCAAACGUUACGGGUCUCCUCGGAAAGAUGUGCGCAUACGAGAUGGUGCCUCGAGACGACGCCAGUUGGGAUUACUCAAAAUGGUUCGCGGAGCCGGUGAAAUGUGUGUGUGUGGAUACGUUUUGUUUUACGCCGAACAAACACCAGUAUCCCGUGUUACCGAAAAAAAUGCAAGAGUUUCUUUCGGAGUGUUUCAAGCGAGACAUACAGGUUAUUUUAGCGUCUGGUGAUGAGUACGUGAAGAAUCCAAACGUGGAUAAAGAUACUCCCCUCGAAGAUAUACAAUUUCACGAAAGUACUCGCGGUACGCAUACUACUCAGUCGUCUUUAGAGUGGAGCAACGAAGAUCACCCCAUGAAAGAAUAUUUCAGGUAUAUAGCGCACUUAUUUGAAAACGUGCCACCCCUUUCUGAACAAGAAGUCAUCGAACGCGAUUACCGGGACAAAGUGCAAGCGCCUUUACAACCGUUGGCGGAUAAUUUAGAGAGCGCGACGUACGAAGUCUUCGAGAAGGACGAUUCAAAAUACGACGCUUACGAAGAUGCCAUCGAGUUAGCUUUGCUAGAUAUCAAAGAUACCGUGAGUGAUAUCAUUCGCGUUGCCGUCGUUGGUGCUGGCAGAGGACCACUCGUUAAAGCAACCAUAAAUGCCGCGGUAAAAGCCUCGGUCUCGAAUCGAUUGAAAGUUUACGUGGUGGAGAAAAAUCCGAACGCGGUGCACACUUUACGCCACCGAGCUCAAAGCGAAAACUGGGCCGACGUGAAUGCAGAAAUUUUUCACAGCGAUGGUCGCAUAUGGGAAGCGCCUGAGAAGUGCGACGUUCUCGUUUCGGAACUUUUAGGAUCCUUCGGCGAUAACGAACUCUCGCCGGAAUGUUUAGAUGGCGCGCAGCGGUGUUUGAAACCGGAAACAGGAAUUUCCAUACCGCAAGAGUAUACGAGUUACCUCGCGCCAAUGACGGGUGCUGCUGUCCAUCAAGCGUGUUCAUCGACUGUUUCUCGCGAUUUAGACUUGAAGGCAAAAGAAACUCCGCACGUGGUGAAGUUGUACCGACACCAUCUCCUGGACGAAGCGCGAGAGGUGUUCACCUUCAAGCAUCCGAGACGAAUAUCAUCGAAGGAAAAUACAGGAAAAGCGUAUUCUCGAAACGAGCGCCACGCUGUCAUCGCGUUCACUUUGAAGGACAAGUGUGCCACUCUCCACGGCUUUGCUGGCUAUUUCGACGCGCUCCUUUACAAGAGCUCGCGAGCAAAAAAAUCCGUCAACUGUUCCAUCCAUCUCCCGACGCACACGAGAAACAAAGACACGAACGAACUCAUGUUCAGUUGGUUCCCGAUCUUCUUUCCGAUCGAUAUGCCUAUCGACAUGAGGUCUAAAGAUCCUCAAUCCCCGAAUGAAAUCAUUUUACGCGUGUGGAGGUGCGUCAGCUCGAGCGCGGUGUGGUACGAGUGGCAGUGCGAAUGUGGCGGGCAAUCCACGCGAGUGUUCAACGCCAAAGGCAGGAGCUCCAAGAAAGCAUCCAUCUUUAGUAGUAGUAUCGCCACGAUUAAAAGAACGAACACGUCUCGUCUCGCGUGCACGUCGUCCAAAUCUUCUUCUUGCGAUAAUGCCAAACUUUCGCGCGCAAACUUCGUCCGCGUUUCCAUUCCAUCGAUGCUCCUCCUCAUUUCCCCUAACGCCGCGAACGCCGCGGAAGAGCUCAUGAAACACAACGAACAGGCAUCGACGUUUUACCAAGACUGGCCGAACGCGCAACCGUCGGAUAUCAUAGCUUUUGUCACGCAAAAAGCAACGCGAGGCGAUCCCAAAUCAAUCUUACACGCGAUGGAUUUAUUCUGGUCGUUUUAUCCCACGUACAACCUGGGAAAAGUAAAGCAAGAGAUUUUACGAGACGUGGAAAGGGAGUGUAAACCAAUUAAACUGAUCGAGUUCGGGACGUUUUUAGGGUACUCGGCGAUUGCCACCAUGGACGAGAGCAGAGAGAAUGGAACUUUAGAAGACCCGGAGUUUUUGUUGGUGUGCGUGGAAGCGGAGCCGUUACACGCGGAGGUUGCGGUGACGUUGUUAGAGUACGCCGGAUUCGACGAGACGAAGGUGAAAGUCAUCACCGGGAGCGCGAACGCGAGCGUACCGGAAGUGAAGAGGCUAUUGAAAGGACAGGUUGCAGAUCAGGUGUUUAUGGAUCACUGUAAACCGUGUCUGAAACCGGAUUUGGUGAGUUUAGAGGAAGCUGGGAUGAUUCAAAAAGGCACCGUGGUUAUCGCCGACAACGUCAUAUACCCGGGAGCUCCAGAUUUUCUGGCGUAUCUAGAUGCGAACGGGUACACGACGGAGUUGAAAGAAGCACCGUUUGAAUACGACCGAAGCGUGUGGGACAAAUCGUGGACGAAAAAAGACGACGCGGUGAGCGUGAGCGUAAAGUUGUGA
This is a messenger RNA of Bathycoccus prasinos, 3270 nucleotides long. RefSeq lists its product with no specific name. Gene Ontology annotation, biological process: regulation of DNA-templated transcription. Gene Ontology annotation, molecular function: O-methyltransferase activity. Bases 1 to 3270 code for a protein of 1089 amino acids. The transcript has 2 exons. The record is from RefSeq and is a predicted model, not a curated record. NCBI's taxonomy places the organism in Eukaryota, Viridiplantae, Chlorophyta, Mamiellophyceae, Mamiellales, Bathycoccaceae. Gene Ontology annotation, cellular component: cytosol; nucleus.